AUGCUUGCUUUUUCAGACCUCGUCAGAGAUUCCCGGCUGAAAACUCGAUUCUCCUCAAAGUACACUCAGCAUGUCUACUACGUCUCCGGAGAGACACCGCGACAGAGGAAGGUGAGAAGAGAAGAGCGGUGGGAACGCAGAGAGAGCCUCGGAUCAGGCUCCUUUGGAACAGUAUGGCUUGAAAAGCUCACGGCCGAGCAUGCCAGAUAUCGAGCAGUCAAGGAGAUCCGUAAGAUUCAGCGCGGCUCGAACACGAUUAGCUACGGUCGUGAGCUCGAGGCUAUUGCUAAAUUCUCUCAUGAAAAGUACGAACUUUGCUUUGUCAAGUCGUACGGAUGGUACGAAAAUGAUGCUAGUGUCUUCAUUGCUAUGGAGUACUUUCCAAACGGGGAUCUUCAAAGCUAUCUGUCCUCGCCUCUGCCAGAGAAAGAAGUUCAGCAGAUAACUUUCCAAAUUUUGGAGGCGUUAUCCUUCAUGCAUGAGAACGGCUUCGCCCACCGCGACCUGAAGCCAUCUGUAAGAUUACCAUGGCUUUUCCUCAAUAUUUUAGUGAAGUCCAAAAGCCCGGACUGGUGGGUCAAAGUCGGAGAUUUUGGAAUCUCAAAGCGAGCAGAAGACGGCCUCACAGCUCUACGAACGUUUAGCGGCACUCCCGGAUUCCUUGCACCAGAGCUCUUGGUUCAAAAUGGCCUUCUCGACUCCAAUGAGCUUAAAUUCGGAAACGAGUAUACGACAGCUGUAGAUAUAUGGGCACUAGGCGAGAUUGUAUUCCGUGCUCUCACAGGUCAAGCGCCGUUUGCCAGGUCAUUGGGCGCAUAUAUUAGAGGAACCUCCCCAUUUCCCGUUGAGAUGAUGCUGUCAAAUGAUAUCAGCGGAGAGGGUUGCGACUUCGUCAAAAGCUUGAUGGCUCCGCUGCCUAAAGAUCGCCCGACUGCGCCAAUAGCGGAAGAACACACUUGGAUGGAGUCUCUGAGACCUUCAUCUCCACGAUCUUCGGUAGAAUUCGAGAGGUAA
Mytilinidion resinicola is the source of this 1014-nucleotide messenger RNA. RefSeq names its product kinase-like protein. Bases 1 to 1014 code for a protein of 337 amino acids. Gene Ontology annotation, biological process: protein phosphorylation. Lineage: Eukaryota; Fungi; Ascomycota; Dothideomycetes; Mytilinidiales; Mytilinidiaceae. The record is from RefSeq and is a predicted model, not a curated record. Gene Ontology annotation, molecular function: protein serine/threonine kinase activity; ATP binding. Gene Ontology annotation, cellular component: cytoplasm. The transcript has 3 exons.